UGCUCGUAUGCGACGGUACUGACUCAGGAGAGGAAGAAUGUGAACAGCCUGGACCUCACCCCUCGAGCGUGGAAGCGCCUGCAUCAGGAGCUCUACCAAUUACUGAGCAGCCGUGCAAUGUUUCGACCAUCGAUGUGGGAAACAAUGUGCUCGUGGCAAGAAGGUGCUCCUGCUUAGACAGCGACCCAAUUGCUUACUACUAUGACAAAUCCUACGAGUACGAAGAUGCAGAAGAGGGCGUUCAAGUCUCUGCCAGGAGCGCCGAGACGCCAACACAAAGUGAAGUGGAAGCAAACACGUCGGCGGACAGUAGCAACGGAAGCCUUGCCGAGCCCGUAGACACCUCCAUCACGACGGAAGCAACACCACGAGACGGAAUAGUAGUCAAAAAUGGAAUCGUAAAAGAUAAAACCCCAUGCCUGUUCUCUACAAAAAACCACGGAGAAAGUAUAGCAGUUGGCGUUUGCCUCAGUGGGAAAUGCAAUAGGGAGAAUCUCACUGUUUACGACCUACCAACUACCCGACGACCUGUGCUAGAUCCUUAUGCAUUCCACUGCAAGCUUCAAGUCGCAGUUGGGUGCGUCGCGAGCUGCUUUGAGGAGAUGAAUAAAACCUGGAACGAAACGAAGCUCAACGAUGGGCGACUAUGUGCGCUAACGGAAGGAAAUGGCGAAUACAUCAAGAGAACCGGAGUUUGUCGCAACGGGACUUGUGUCACUGCCGAUUUUACACCGUGGACUCAUCCAAACGGAUGCAUAGACGCAACCACGCGGAGGAAUGGAAAAGUUCUUGCGGUAAGGUGCACGGAUUUUUGCCAAAAUAAAUCAACGCAACGGCUGCCGGACGGAACUCCUUGUCUGCUCAAUUACGAUAGGAAGGUGCCCGUUCCCACAGUCCCUGACCUCAUUGUCGAGGGAAUUUGCAAAAACGGCCAGUGCAUCAUAACGCCUCCCACUGUUCCCGUGUUGAUGUUUCACGUUGUUGAAGAAGCAUGCGACCAUUUCCUCUCGUCCGUAAGCUAUACCAGUUGGCACAUGCGCACAUCAUCUAUCUUCAUCUGUACUGCAUCGUCACUCACAAGUACACUUGGAAUUCAGGAAAAAGUUGAAACGACUUGCUCCGCAUUCUGCCCAAGUAAAACGUCAAAAAGUGUGAAGCGUGGAACGCACUGUGCAUUAAAGACGGCCGGUAGGUGGUGGCCGAGAGUCACCGAAGUCGGCCAAUGCGUUGAUCAAGCUUGCCUUGAUAAAGCCCCAGACUCUCCGCCGGCACACGAGCAUAUCAAUGAAGACUCGUACAACUGCAGGAUAUCGGACUACGUGACUGUCAUACCUGCCACUCUCAUCGUGGUGGCUUCCUGCCAGGUUGAAUGCGGCUACAGUGUGUUCGAACAUCGCCUCGACGGUGUUAAAUGUUUGCUGGAGUACAGUCAUACGCAGACGAGAAACUCGCAGGCAGGACUCGGCAUGUACAAAGUCGGCGUUUGCAAGGGUGGCUAUUGCACUCUUGGGAAGCACCCGCAGAACAUCACAACCGAUGACUGAGCAAUGCACAAUUCGCGGCAGUGCAAGAGGAACGGAUGAUUAACUGAAGACAAGCCACCAAGUAAAAGUGCCGACGUCAGUGGCAAUAAACGUUUUUCAA
Molecule: messenger RNA, 1644 nt
Organism: Dermacentor andersoni
Lineage: Eukaryota; Metazoa; Arthropoda; Arachnida; Ixodida; Ixodidae
Source: RefSeq, a predicted model, not a curated record